Hibiscus syriacus is the source of this 1594-nucleotide messenger RNA. Its product is annotated as pentatricopeptide repeat-containing protein At1g09220, mitochondrial-like. The record is from RefSeq and is a predicted model, not a curated record. Gene Ontology annotation, biological process: RNA modification. NCBI's taxonomy places the organism in Eukaryota, Viridiplantae, Streptophyta, Magnoliopsida, Malvales, Malvaceae. The transcript has a single exon. Gene Ontology annotation, molecular function: protein binding; RNA binding. The coding region runs from base 1 to 1503 and encodes 500 amino acids.
AUGUUGAAGUCAACAAAACCUCCAUUUCCAUCCAAAACCAAAUUUUCUCUAUGGUUCCUUCGUUCAUUCAAUUCUUUGCUUUCACCUGGGUCACCUAAACAAAUAGAAACCCAUCCUUCCCAUUCACAUCAAUAUAACUGUCAAAAAUACUUCCUUUUCUCAUUCUUAAACGAAAACCCAACAAAUCGAAGAGUCCCAAAGCAAGUUCAUUCUCACUUACUCACAACUGCCUCUUUUUCCCAAUCUGUUAGACUCUUCAAUGCUUUACUUAGAUGCUAUUCUGUUUGUGAAAAUCCCAAAGAUGCCAUCUUUCUUUACCAACAAGUCCAAACCUUCUACCUUUACUUAAAAUUUGAUAGCUUUACUUAUGCUUUCCUUAUUAAAGCUUGUGCUAGUUUAGCUGACCUAGCUUUAGGCAAACAGUUUCAUGGGGUUGAAAUAAAAAUGGGUUUUGAGUCCCAUCUUUAUGUGCAAACCGUGCUGGUUAACAUGUAUGUAGAAAGUGGGGGGUUGAUUGAGUGUAAGAAAGUGUUUGAUGAAAUGCCUGAGAAGAAUCAUGUUACUUGGAAUGUGAUGAUCACUGGCUUGGCUAAGCAAGGAGAUAUCGAGAUUGCACGUUUUUUGUUCGAAGGGAUGCCCGAUAGGAAUAUUGUUUCAUGGAGUGGGAUGAUUGAUGGAUACACUAGGAUGAACAGGCAUAGGGAAGCUUUACGUUUGUUUCGAAGAAUGGUUGCCGAUGUUGGGGUUGAUCCUAGUGAAAUAACACUCUUAGCUAUUUUGCCAGCUGUUUGGAACAUUGGAGAUGUCAAGAUGUGCCAAUUGAUUCAUUGUUAUGGAUUGAAAAGAGGGUUUCUUCUGUCCGACAUUCGUGUCAUGAAUUCGCUUAUAGACGCAUAUGCAAAAUGCGGUUGCAUAGUAAGUGCAUCGAGGUUUUUCGAAGAUAUUUCAAUGACUACUAGAAAUUUGGUUUCAUGGACAUCAUUGAUAUCAGGUUUUGCAAUGCAUGGGAUGGGGAAAGAAGCUGUUGAGAGCUUUGAAAGGAUGGAGCAAGAUGGUUGGAAGCCAAAUAGGGUCACUUUUGUGUGUGUUUUAAAUGCUUGUAGCCAUGGAUGUCUGGUUGAGGAAGGGCUCAAUUUUUUCGAAAAGAUGGUUAAUGAGUAUCGAAUCUCGCCUGACAUUAAGCACUAUGGGUGUUUGGUGGACAUGUUGGGGAGGGCAGGGAGGUUGGAAGAAGCCGAACAGAUUGCUCUACAGAUUCCUUGUGAGAUAUCAAAUGAAGUGGUUUGGAGAAUACUGCUCGGUGCUUGUAGCUUUUACGGUAAUGUCAAGAUGGGUGAGAGGGUGACAUCGAAGAUAAUGGAGACCGAGAAGAGAUAUGGAGGUGACUAUGUUCUUAUGUCGAAUAUCCUUGCGGGUGCCAGAAGGUUCGCAGAUGCUGAGAGCUUGAGGACAUUGAUGGAGAAGAGGAAUGCCAUCAAAGUUGCUGGGUCUAGUGUGACCUGAGACCUUGGUGUCUAAUACUCUAAUGUGUAACCAUAGUUGUUGAUGAUGAUUCAUCCCUUGUACUGCAGUUUCAGUUUCAACAAAUUCAUCU